AUGACGGGAGCAAAGGACAAGGGGGCUGCCAAGAAGGAAACAAAGGCAGCGUUGAAACCGGUUGAUGACAGGUCUGCUCUGAUUGUACAACGCUCAUUGUCCGAGUUUGGUUUCUCAGAGGGGAGAUGUGUUUAUUUUUUUCUUUGUUAAUGCUUAACGUUCCUCUGAUAGUCGUACUGCCUCCGAGAGACUAAUUCCUUGGCGAUUUUCUCUGUUUCUCGGGGCAGAAGCCUCGUGUUUCCGUAAUAUUCCUGUGAUAACAAAAUCGUAAAGUCCUGAAGGAACUCGAAGCUCCUUCCUGAACGCAGACAACCCGGCGUUCUCUCCGUGUUUAACCGAGUGAGAGACAGACACCUCGUGUUGCUUUGCUCCUCCCCCGACCAUAGAUGUGCCCCCUAUGAUCCGAUAAAAGUACAGUCCAUCGAUUCAAGCGUAUAUCCAUCUGAUGAUGCCAAACGAUAAGCUUCCUCUACUUGAGGACCUAUUUUAUCUGUUGAAUUAACUUUGCUCUCUGACAAAAGUUCAGUCCAUCGAUUCAAGCGCAUCCAUCUGAUGAUAUCAAGCGAUAAGCUUCCUCUACUUGAGGACCCAUUUUAUCUUGUUGACUUAGCUUGGCUCUCCGACAGCAGCAGAUGCUAUAAACAUAGACAUGGUAUUGUUGUCCGUGAGUUGACUGCCGCCGUAAGUUGGUAUCUUGGAAUCAUAGAUGACACGUUAUUAAUCCUUUCAUUAUAAUGCUCCACAUCCUUUGCUAAUUUUGGGUUCAUAGGACAUGGCUCGGUGACGAUGAUGUGGCGUUACGUAUUUCUUGCAUCAUAGAUGGGCAUCAGCAGGAUAAAUAAUCAACAUAGUUGUAAGGCUGCCUCUCUUACUUUGGCCGGAAAAGCUAUAUUCAGCAUCCAAGCUUUCUAAUGUAAAAAGCAAUCACCGUACUUACUUUGACCACUUGUGUUGUGUGUGCUCUGCCGAGCUGAUGUAGCUCUGGCGAAGUCGUCUGACAACAGUAUGGUAUGUUGAUGUUGUGAUUGUGAGUCCAUCGCGCGCAUGUUGCCAUCAUCCUUGUUCCGGGUUUUCUUAGAUCUGAUGAGACAACAUAUCGAGUGAUAAAGCAAGCCACCUGCCUGAUUGUGCUUUAUUUGUUAAAAUAAAUGCAGAAAGGUCGGCAAGCGCAAGGCUGCUCAAAAACCGGACAAGAGUGCGAAGAGACGUGCUAGGAAGGAAAAACGUGCCAAGAAGGAUCCCAACAAGCCGAAGAGGCCUCCGAGUGCCUUUUUUGUUUUCCUGUAAGCGCACGUUCUUACUCAAUCUUUUUCGCCUCUGAGUGACGUCACGCGGUUGGCCAAAUCAUCCUCGGUUGUGUUGGGACAGCGAAGAAUUCAGGAAGCAAUUCAAGCAAGAGCAUCCUAAUGUGAAGGCUGUCUCGGCGGUAAGUGCGGAGCCAUCUGGAGGGUUAUUUUCUAUUUUUCUAGCUUUUCUUCUCCACUGAAAGCAUGGAUUUUGGGCGUUGACUGUUCCUUGCAGGUUGGAAAAGCUGGAGGAGAGAAGUGGAAGUCGAUGACUGGUGCUGUAAGUCUUUCUAGCUCUCAUUUAAAGAGGUUCCCCAGUGGUCACCGCUGCUUAUUUUAUUACACUUUUGGAGACGAGUGUUUUGCUUGUUUGUUUCUAUGCGAGCACAUGGUAAGUAUUCAACCGUUUAGGAAACUCUCCGGGUGUGGGUUUGACAGGAGAAGGAACCAUACGAGGCCAAGGCUGCGAAGAGGAAGAGUGAAUACGAGAAACAGAUGUCCGCUUACAACAAGAAGCAGGUACGUGAAAAUGACGCGACUCCCUCUGCGAGUUAUGUCGGACCAAACCUCCUCUUUCUUUACGAUAAUGUCCAUUUCCUGCGCACAGGAAAGCGUAGCGGAUGACGGCGACGAGGAAUCUGACAGGUCAAAGUCGGAGGUCAACGAUGAAGAUGAUGAGGAGACCGGAGAGGUAAGCUUCUUGGCAUUCCGGAAACUUAAUCGUCUCGUCACUCGCGAGGAAUUUCUCCUUUUCACCGUGACAUCAUUUUACCUUUCUCAUCCUGAUCUGCUCUGAUGAGGACCAUCAGGGCCCAGUCCUUUAUUUCUUUGGUAUUCUAUCUUGCCUGUUCUUCUUACAGGGGACCAUGAUAGUGGUCUAUUUCCCAUCAUUGACUAACUAUUUUGGACUGGCAGCCUCUCUCUUUAUCUCCGCAUUAUCUAAUUUUCUAUUUUCUACCGUGGAGCCUCACACGGUCUCUUCCUCUCCCCUCACCCCAACUUUUCCUUUUGCUUUUGGUAGGAGGAGGAAGAGGACGAGGACUGA
Messenger RNA from Spirodela intermedia, 2331 nucleotides. Lineage: Eukaryota; Viridiplantae; Streptophyta; Magnoliopsida; Alismatales; Araceae. The record is from the annotation of a GenBank genome assembly.